AUGCACGAACAAAGGGGUGAUGACAUCCAAUCUCUACGAGCGCCUCAUCUUAAUAUCUCUAUCAAGAACCUAUGCCAAAACCUUUAUCCUGGUAUGAGUAAGCAACAGAAACGUAUCAAGAAGGCCCGAAUAUCUUCGGAAUCACUUUAUGGAUGGAAAUGGAAACUUCUAAAAAACGUCGCUUUGAUAUUAUCAUUAGUGAACGCCAAUGUCAAAGGAUAUGAGAGGAAGGCCUGGAAGACCUUAGAAGUCGAUGCAAUCAAUGCCUAUAUGCAAACGCUGCCUCAGUUUGGCAUUCUCGAUGACCUCGAAAAGGCCUGGGAAUCUGUCGUUACGUUCUAUCGUGGUAGUCACCAACAACGUGUUCAAGCCUCAGAUCAUUUGUUAAUUCCCACCAACGCUCAAGGUAAACAGUCUUCAUCUAUUGAACAAUAUCCAGUCAGCUAA
Aspergillus melleus is the source of this 447-nucleotide messenger RNA. RefSeq lists its product as uncharacterized. NCBI's taxonomy places the organism in Eukaryota, Fungi, Ascomycota, Eurotiomycetes, Eurotiales, Aspergillaceae. The coding region runs from base 1 to 447 and encodes 148 amino acids. The record is from RefSeq and is a predicted model, not a curated record. The transcript is spliced from 2 exons.